Messenger RNA from Cylindrotheca closterium, 264 nucleotides. The record is from the annotation of a GenBank genome assembly. NCBI's taxonomy places the organism in Eukaryota, Bacillariophyta, Bacillariophyceae, Bacillariales, Bacillariaceae.
AUGUGUGCUCCAACCAAAAUGAACGUCAUCACAGCUGAUAUGACCAGAACCAGUCACAUGCAGAAAGCCGGCGAUCUGAAGACACAGCUGAUCUUGCCAAGGGGCCCUCUGCGAAGAAGAAAUCGCUCAUCACUGUCCGAACGAAGAUCACGAGAACUUCUCAGCGACAGCAGCGACCGCCUAUCAGAGCUCAUCCGAAAGAACCAAAGUUGUUUGGUCGACUUCGAAAGUGAUGAUGAAAGCGACUUGGAAGAAGACUACUAA